GGAAUCAGCUGUUUCUGUUUACGCAAGGCGAGAAGCGAGGAGAGAGACGAGCACUGGGCACUGAACACCGUGAGGGGACGAACUAUUGGGGAAUUGGAGACAAGAUACUGAAGAGCUAUAGGAAAAGUGGAGACAGACACUGAAGGGGCGAGAGAAGUAAGGUAAAAAGAAGACAGAAGACUAAGAGAACAGUAAGAGAAGUAAAAAAACAAGAGGAAGGAAGGAACAGAGUGAAAAGUAUAGAAACACAGAGCCUACGAAGAAACCAUGGCGUUUGAUAUGAAGAAGGAAGAGGACGUGAAGGAGUUUUUGGAGAAUAUAGGAAUAGAAUACAGAUUUGGCUGCUUCAGUGAGAAAAAGCCAGAAAGCUGUCACUUGCUGGGCGACUACUUUGAGGGGGUGAAGAAGGACUUUGAGAAAGCUGCCAGGGUGUUCAGGAGUAACUGUGAUGACUCCUCGUACCCAAAGAGCUGCUAUAAGUAUGCCAACUACAACUUCUUGGGCAAGGGAUGCAAGCAGAACAUGGACGAGGCUUAUUCCUACUACCUCAAGGGCUGCACGGCGGGGGACUACGACUCCUGCCUCAAUGGGGGACUUAUGUGUGUCUCCAAUACGCCCACCAAUGCUGACCGGCCAAAGGAUUACAGCAAGGGUUUGGAGCUCCUGGAUAAAGCCUGCAAUGGGAACAACGCCUUCUCCUGCUAUUACAUCUCAGGCAUAUUCAUCCAGGGAGUGAAGGACAACAUCACCAAGGACAUGAGCAAGGCCUUCCAGUACUCCAUGAAAGCGUGUGACCUUGGGAACAUGUACGCCUGUGCCAAUAUUUCUCAGAUGUACCGGAAGGGCGACGGUGUGGAGAAGGACGAGGCAAAGAGUGAGGAGUUUAAGAAGAAAACGUUGGACAUGCAGGAACAGUUCAAGGAGCAGAUGCAGAUACAGUUCCAGCAGGGAGCGGCAAAGAGUUAAAUGCAUCCCAGUUGGUACUGAAUGUGAAACUACCUCCCGUGUGACCUUUUAGCCAUUGUUAUUUGUACAUCUUGAGUUGAAAAGUAAUAAUUGAAGGAGCGUUUGUACUUGAGGUUGUUGCUUGUGUUGUUGAAGGCAUCCUGUGCUCCAAAACUAAACUUUACUAGUGUCAUGGAAAAUACUGAGAGCCACUGACAAGGCCACUUUGACACGAGUUUGAUGUGUUACCAAUCACACUAGUAUGAUCACCGAGAGAGAAGGGUUAUUUAUAUAUUUUUAUGUAUUUAUUAUUUAUUUUUUCUCUUUCCUUUCUUUUUUUUUGUGAGCCUUGACUGUCAUCACUAAUCUGUCAUAAGGAAAGAUGUCUGGUUUGUAUUGAAAGCCAGUGCAGUUUACUGAGAUGUUAGUUGGUUAUGACAUUCCUUACUAUUACUUAUUACUAUGUCAUUUCCUAUAAAGAUUGUCAAAGAACAGAACAGCAAAAAUAAGGCAAACUGCAAUAAGCCAUAAGACCUACACACACAUGGCAGUCUAUGUAUAAAACAUGCCAGGUUACUUCCAGCUGUCAUUCUCAUCCAUAAACCUGUCAAAUCUCUUUAAAAUUCCUUAUUGACUCACAUCUAAACUCAGUUACUGAGCUUAAGUAUUCUGUCAAUAGUGGAGAGUUGAGCCAAGUAGGAUUCAGUAUUAUUCAUAUUCUGAGCACAAAUGAAGUGUGGUGCAUGGACAGUAGGUUACAGUACCAGUGUAAUGUCUUGGGUUCUGAAGUGCUGACAAUUUGAGGUAAAGGCUGAAGAAGUGGCAGAGAAUCAAAUCUCUUAUAGAAGCAUCCCUGUUGAGAUCAUGGGCUGCUUCAUUCAAAACCUCUGCUUCUCCCUUCAGAAAGAAAUCUAUAUGUAUUCAGAUCUUUAACUCAACCUAGUCAUUCUACCAUCUCCUUCCAUGUUCCCACCACUCCAGUCUAUUGAGAGUUGUACUGCACUCAACAUUUAGGUUCUGCAUCUCACACAUCUCCCUUCAGAAAGAAAUCUAAAUAUGUUCAGAUCUUUAACACAGCUCAGUCACUUUGCCCUCCUCCUUAUAUAUCCACACCACUUCAGUCAGUUUGGAGAUGUUAUACUGCACUAAACAUGUACAUAGGUUUUAUAUCUCUCUUCAAAAAGUAAUCUGAGUGUGUUUAGAUCUUUUAACUCACUGAACCUAUUCACUGUUCUCUUCACAACAUGUCCCAUCCACUUGUUUUGUCAAUCCUACAUCUCCAAAAAGAAAUAUGGUUCUACAUCUCUCCCUUCAGAAAGAAAUGAAUGUUCCAAUAUAUAACUCGCUCUCUCCUGUCAUUCUGCUCUCCUGUCAGUGUUUCCAGACCACCUCAGUCAAUUUGGAACCUAGCAGUGCUCUCAACAUGCCAGAUCCACCUCCAGCCUGCCACGUGUGACAGAUGGAGGUGGUGCAGUGUAAGUGUGGUGUUUGUAUCAGGUGUGACCCACUGUGUUGUGAUAGAACCUCUGUGUCCCGUGGUGUGAUUCCAAGCCACACCCUCACUACCUUAUAUCCACUAGAUCAGAAGUGGCCACCUUGUCCAGGCCACAUGUUAUGAGUACCUGUAUAUCUUCUUGUACAUAGUGUAACAUAGGUGGUUGUCUGUUGAUAGAGGUGUAAAUUACAUUGUGAAGAAUUAAAUUAUUAUGUACAAAUCUCUGA
Molecule: messenger RNA, 2667 nt
Organism: Portunus trituberculatus (swimming crab)
Lineage: Eukaryota; Metazoa; Arthropoda; Malacostraca; Decapoda; Portunidae
Gene: Coa7
Product: cytochrome c oxidase assembly factor 7 homolog
Exons: 4
Coding region: 268-966 (232 amino acids)
Cellular component (GO): mitochondrial intermembrane space
Molecular function (GO): protein binding
Source: RefSeq, a predicted model, not a curated record